Messenger RNA from Megachile rotundata (alfalfa leafcutting bee), 536 nucleotides. It is a transcript of the gene Ndufb2, whose product is annotated as NADH dehydrogenase (ubiquinone) 1 beta subcomplex, 2, 8kDa. NCBI's taxonomy places the organism in Eukaryota, Metazoa, Arthropoda, Insecta, Hymenoptera, Megachilidae. The record is from RefSeq and is a predicted model, not a curated record. Gene Ontology annotation, cellular component: mitochondrial inner membrane; respiratory chain complex I. Gene Ontology annotation, biological process: mitochondrial respiratory chain complex I assembly.
ACUGCUAACAGAGGGUGUUCCUUGGCACCCAUGGAUGUCCAUGGAUGAAUGUAUCAUUGAAUGGGAUUUUAAAUAUACUAAAAAAUGUUACUGUCAAGGAGUGCAAGUAUUUUGAAAACUGCAUGCCAGCUGAAUAGGCAGAAAAAUAUCGCAGGAAAUUUACAGCAAGUCCGAAAUAAAUGGUGUUAUCGUACAGUACCUGAACGAAGUCUAACAUGGGAAAUAGCAGCUGAGGUAGCUGCUGGUCUCGCAUGGUUUUGGGUUUUGCAUAGUUUUUAUUACCAUUCGGAGCAUUUCCUUGGAGAAUUUGACUAUCCAGAUCCAAAGGAUUGGACUGAUGAAGAGUUAGGAAUUCUUCCAGAAGAUUGAAUGAUAAAUAGUAUUUCCGUGUAUGUAUGAAAUAUAUCAACACCUUUUUAAUUUAAGCAUAAAGCCAUCCUUAUGUUCUGUGAAUCUUGUAAUUUAUCUGAUAUAUCAGUUAUAGUUGGCAUGUAGAUAAUUUGUAAAAUACUGUUGUAAUAAAUAUUUAAACCAAU